Pogona vitticeps (central bearded dragon) is the source of this 3090-nucleotide messenger RNA. It is a transcript of the gene SLC26A11, whose product is annotated as solute carrier family 26 member 11. Lineage: Eukaryota; Metazoa; Chordata; Lepidosauria; Squamata; Agamidae. Gene Ontology annotation, molecular function: secondary active sulfate transmembrane transporter activity. The record is from RefSeq and is a predicted model, not a curated record. Gene Ontology annotation, biological process: sulfate transmembrane transport. Gene Ontology annotation, cellular component: membrane.
UGGUCGUUUCGGGGAGGGAUGAGACCCCGGGGCUCCCUGGGAUGAUGGCAGAAGGAGCAUCCUCCCUCCACUUCGUUCACCAGCACAUCUUUGGGAGAACAUCUCCCGGUUGUUUGCUCAUGCAGACCUAGGUCCCCUUCCCCUUCCUUCCUGCCUCUAGCUCCGGGUCUCCAUUAUGGAGAAUCCCGGGUUCUUGCUGCUCUUUUAAGGCUCCUACGUUAGUUUGCCCGUGGCGGUGCCGGUUUCAUUAGUAAGGCAGGGGCUCCAGAACCAUUAAAAAAAGCACUUCUUUAAUCUAGAGUUUUUUUGAAUAUUCAUCUUGUACAGUGUUUACUGCUCGAUUUGAUAAAGUAUCUCACCCUUAGGAUAAAGUAUUCUGAGGUUUGCAGAGUAUAUAUGUAAUAUUUUCUUGCCUGUAAAUAGCGAUAGCCAGUCAAACUAUGCAUUCCGUCACCACCGCCCAAAAGUAGGGGCUGUAGCCAGUUAAUCACCUCAUACCAGAAUACUCCUACUUUGCCUAUUUUGGGGACCUUUGUGACUUGUCUUUGCAACAACUGCCAGAGAUGACAUUCCUCUUCUGGGACCUGGACGCGCUUUGGCGAGGUUUGCGACUGGACUGAUGGAUUUCAAAUGAAUCAACUUGAACUUCUGUAAGCCCAGGCAUGGCGGAGGGGAGCCGAGUGUGCUGGAAACAAUGCUGCAGAGCAACCAAGAAGAGGCUGCCGGUGCUAAAGUGGCUUCCCAAGUAUUCUCUCCAGUGGCUGCAGUUCGAUCUCAUCGCUGGACUUACUGUGGGGUUGACCGUUGUGCCCCAGGCCCUUGCCUACGCUGUAGUGGCUGGCCUUCCAGUGCAGUAUGGUCUUUAUUCCUCCUUCAUGGGCUGCUUUGUCUACUUCCUGUUGGGGACCUCGAAGGAUGUUACGCUGGGGCCUACAGCUAUCAUGUCCCUGUUGGUCUCAUCCUAUGCAUCCCAUGACCCUGCCAAUGCGGUCCUGCUUGCUUUCCUCUCAGGCUGCAUCCAGUUAGCUAUGGGACUUCUCCAUCUUGGUUUUCUCUUGGAUUUUGUCUCCUAUCCCGUCAUUAAAGGGUUCACAUCGGCCGCUGCUGUCACUAUUGGGUUCAACCAGAUCAAGGCACUCCUGGGCUUGCAGAACAUCCCACGACAGUUCGUCUUGCAAGUGUAUUACACUUUCUGCAAAAUUGGUGAGACAAGGGCUGCGGAUGCCAUCCUUGGGCUGUUCUGCCUGAUAUUCCUUGUGGGGCUGCAACAAAUGAAAAAGAGCAUCCCCAGAAGCCACCGGAUGGAGAGUUUUUCUGUCAGGAUCAGUCACCUUAUAGUCUGGACUGCAGCUACAGCCCGUAACGCUCUGGUGGUCCUUUUUGCUGGUCUCGUGGCUUACUCCUUCCAGGUGAUGGGCUCCCAGCCAUUCACCCUCACAGGAGCCACACCUCAGGGACUCCCUCCGUUCCAGCCACCGCCUUUUUCCAAAGUCACACCCAACGGGACCGUUUCCUUUCAAAAGAUGGUGCAAGCAAUGGGCGAUGGUUUGGUGGUGGUGCCACUCAUGGGACUGCUGGAGACAGUGGCUAUUGCCAAAGCAUUUGCUUCUCAGAACAACUACCAAAUUGAUUCCAACCAAGAGCUCUUGGCCAUGGGGUUCACCAACAUCCUAGGUUCCUUUGUGUCAUCCUAUCCUGUCACAGGCAGCUUUGGCCGGACCGCUCUGAAUGCACAAACGGGUGUGUGCACGCCUGCUGGAGGACUAAUCACAGGGGCUGUGGUGCUGCUGUCUGUAGCCUAUCUGACUUCUCUCUUCUACUACAUUCCCGAAGCAGCGCUGGCAGCUGUCAUCAUCUGCGCUGUGGCUCCCAUGUUUGAUGCCAAGAUUUUCUGCACGUUAUGGCAGGUUAAAAGGCUGGACCUCUUGCCACUCAGUGUGACAUUCUUGCUGUGCUUCUGGGAGGUGCAGUACGGCAUCAUUGCAGGAGUGCUGGUCUCUGGUGUUCUUCUGCUCUACCCCAUUGCCAGGCCACGGAUAAAGGUCUUGAACCAUGGGGCACUAGUCAUACAGCCUGCUAGCGGCCUGAAUUUCCCAGCAAUUGAGUUCCUUCGAGAGACUGUGUACAAGCAAGCUCUGUCAGGACCCCAACUGCACAGCGUCAUCCUGGAUUGCACCCAUGUCAGUGACAUUGACUACACUGUUGUGUUGGGCUUGUCUGAGCUGUUCCAGGAAUUCCAGCACAAGAGACUCUCCUUCAUCUUCACUGGCUUGCAGGCACAUGUUCGCCAAGUCUUGCUGGCUGCUAAUCUGGAAGGUUUCUGUAGUUUUCCGAGUUUGAACGAUGCAGAGAAGAUUCUUAAAGAGGAGCCGUGCAGUCCAAGAGAGGUCUUUUUCGAUGAUGGCAGUGAGAACAUAUUGCCAACCUCUGGGAUCAUCCAGUGAGGAUCUUGGGCUUCUAAUGCCUCUUCCUGCCCACUAGGAGUUUCCUACCCUUGACACCGACAUUUUUGGACCUUGAAUAACACAAUGGAGCAUGGAUUCGAAGAGCUUGCAGGUGCUCUUGUGUCGUUGCCUGUGCACUUCUUGGCCAUUAGGCAACUUUGAAUUCAGACGUUGCUGAGGAUCUGGAGCUGUGCGUGUCACGAAAGAUGAGAGUUGGCAUAAGUUUGGAUAAGAAAGGGAUGAAAAUGCAAUUACUGCAAAUGGUGUACAGUUUCUGGGAAGUGGGAAAACUGAAGAGAGCGUGCAGUGGCACAGCAGCACUUCUAGCUGGAAGGGUUAUGGUAUAUCCAAAUAAAACUGUUCCUAUAAUUUAUUUCUAAAUGCACUUUGCACUCCAGUGAGACAGUUAAGGGACCACAGAUCUUGAAAGGGGAGGGGGAGAGAGCACAACAUUUUUUUAGAAAAUGGAAGUAAAAAUUAGGUGAAACAGAUAGGUACCUAUCCUGGAUGGGUAGUGGGAAACUGUCCGGUUGUAUAAUUUGGAAUGAUUUAGGCAGGGAAUGAAAUGCAUGAAGCCAGUUUUCCUGACAGUGUAGAAUUUGGGGGCAUCUUGAGAACUAAUAAAUUUUAUUUUGCAUAAGCCCAA